This is a messenger RNA of Linum tenue, 597 nucleotides long. NCBI's taxonomy places the organism in Eukaryota, Viridiplantae, Streptophyta, Magnoliopsida, Malpighiales, Linaceae. The record is from the annotation of a GenBank genome assembly.
AUGAUGAAUUUGAUACUGGAGAAAGGACACAGUCGAGUCCCGGUGUACUAUGAGCAGUCAUCCAACAUAAUUGGGUUGAUCCUGGCCAAGAAUUUAUUGACAAUCCACCCUGAAGAUGAGACCCCUGUGAAGAACGUGACGAUACGUCGAAUACCAAGGGUUCCAGAAAAUUUGCCUUUGUAUGACAUACUGAACGAGUUCCAAAAGGGUCACAGUCACAUGGCUGUCGUUGUAAGCAAGUGCAACAAAACAGAACACCAGCAACAAAAUCCACCUCUCAGUAGUUCAGCAAACAAGGAAGUGAGAGUUGACGUGGAGGGGAAGCAGCCUCACAAGGAGAAGUCAUUUAGGAGGACCAAGACAAAGUUUGAAAUGUGGAAGAGCUUUGCCAACAAUAGCGGCAGUUCGUUGAAGAGCACUUCAAAGAGUAGGAGAUGGGCAAAGGAUGUCGACUCGGACAUCCUCCAAAUCGAUGGCUCUCUCCCAACGCUUCAUCAGGAAGAAGAAUCUGUUGGAAUCAUAUCAAUGGAAGAUGUCAUUGAAGAACUUUUACAGGAGGAGAUUUACGACGAGACAGACCACCACUACGAGGAGUAG